CUUCCAUGAGGAAAAAUGGGGGGGGGGGGAGAGAUUGGAUGAGUUCGUCUUGGCGUACUUGAAGAAGGAGGGAUUCAAGCUUGCUGCUAAAGGUCUACAAGAAGAUGUUGAGCAGAACAAGGACAAGGAAAGUGGAAGCAACAACAAUGGCAGCAGUUUCAGCUCUAUCGAUUUCCAAGGCGAUCCCGAGCUCUCCAAGCUUAUCAGCUCUGUCUCCCAGUAAUUUCUCUUCUUCGUGUGGAUUACGUCAGGAUUUUGAGACACUUAGCUGUUUUGCUGCGAAAUUCACCUCUAUGAGAGUAGAAGAUAGAUUUUUUGUUUUCUGGGCAAAUGUCCAUUCGAGGAGUGCCUUCUACGUGUAGGUUGGAGAAUCUGUCGAUCGAACACCGGUACUCAGUUAUCACCGUGAAGCCCUUAGGAUGCGAGGAUUUAGUUCCGAAGUGUUAUAUCAACUUGGGCUAUGUCCGCGUUAUGAGUUAUGUGUUGUGUCCGAAUGAACUUUCUUUCCCGUGACGAGGUAUUCCGAGCGAACUCUCUGUUUCCUUUCCAUUCUGGAGAAAUUAUGGUCUUUUUCGGCCACAAUUUCUCAAGAAUGUUGAGAUAUUGCUGUCUUGUUCUUGUUUCUCUGGGUCUGCCUUUAGAGCCCACGAUCAUUACCCAACUAUUGAUGUGGAAUAUGGUUUCCCGAGGUUCUUUUUCUUUUUGUUGCAAGUGGUAUGCCGUUAUCUCUUUCUGCUCCCUUUGUGAAUCGUAUCAUUAAAUUCUCUUGUCUCUGAGGCCUUCUUGGACUCUGCCUUAUUGAAUUCUUCUUUCGAGGGUAUUAUGAUUGUCCUCAGUCCUUUUUCAACAACACUAAUUGAGAGCAUGCUCUGGGAACUCACUUUCCAGUUUCAGGGCAAAGUAUUGGACUGAAUUAUGUAGCUAAGAUACUGAAUGAGAUGACUUUUUUAGCAUCCCUAUGGAAUGAAUGGUUUUCACUUAUGGGUUUCUUGUUUCCAGAUCAGAAGAUGAUCCAGCUCGGUAUCGUGAGGGCUACAGCAAACUACGGUCAUGGGCAUAUAUGAUUCACUGGACCUGCUGUACAAGCAUGAAUUGCACUGUGUUUGUUCGUUGAUUCAUAGAUCUAUGGGCAAAAUGACAUACUCAAGAGGGUACUUAUCUAAAUAUGCUAGAGCCUUCUUCAAUAGUUUCCGUGAAGAUAAUGACAUGAGAUGGAGGGAACUUCAGAAGCUGGAGGGCGUGCAUUCUCCGUCUCAUCUGGAGGAAAUGGAUUUUGCUCGUUCUCUUAGGCAAAGCAAGGUCAACAUCAAAAUUUGUCAGUAUUCCUACGAUCUUUUGCUUCAGAAUCCAGCAUAAUGCUUGGUGUUUUCAAUGAACCCAUCAUCAGUUUCCAAGUUUACUCUCGACAACCUUCUCCGGCAUCUGUUGAAACAGGAGCUCUAACACUUAUCGGGAGUUUACUGGAUACGGCUAAUCACACCAACCAAAAAGAAACACAGUAGGACGCCAUGCCAUAUUCAGAAAAGAAUCGUAGAAACUGGGAAGCAAGGCUCUUCAAUAAACCAAAGAAAAAAAGCUGAAGAGAGACAGAGCUGCAAAUGCGAUGGCAGAAGUUCCCUGCAUGAAAAUUAUGGUCGUUGAUCAAUAAUAAACAAAAGAUUAUGACAAUA
This is a messenger RNA of Tarenaya hassleriana, 1670 nucleotides long. Its product is annotated as transcription initiation factor TFIID subunit 5-like. The record is from RefSeq and is a predicted model, not a curated record. Lineage: Eukaryota; Viridiplantae; Streptophyta; Magnoliopsida; Brassicales; Cleomaceae. Gene Ontology annotation, biological process: transcription initiation at RNA polymerase II promoter. Bases 1051 to 1356 code for a protein of 101 amino acids. Gene Ontology annotation, molecular function: RNA polymerase II general transcription initiation factor activity. Gene Ontology annotation, cellular component: transcription factor TFIID complex. The transcript has 6 exons.